Molecule: messenger RNA, 1477 nt
Organism: Seriola dumerili (greater amberjack)
Lineage: Eukaryota; Metazoa; Chordata; Actinopteri; Carangiformes; Carangidae
Product: lymphoid-restricted membrane protein-like
Exons: 13
Coding region: 131-1357 (408 amino acids)
Cellular component (GO): endoplasmic reticulum membrane
Source: RefSeq, a predicted model, not a curated record
AUGUGUUUGUGUUUUCAGCGACAAUGAAAAAUCUGCUGUUGACCAUGAAGAGGAUUUGAAGGCUUUAAUCUGGUUUAUACCUGAGUACAACGUUUGGAUUAUUCUCCUGAAGACAGCCGCUAAUGAAGUGAUGAACGCUGAGCCUGAAGCAGAGACGUACAGCUGCAGUCUGUCCACCAUGCUGGGCAGUGAGGACAGUGAGGAAGAAACCAGCCAAGAGGAGCUUCCCGUCACCAGCUGGAACGAGCUGUCCAUCAUAGAGCGCGUCGGCCUCAACAGUGUAGAGAUGUCAGAGAAAGAUUUGGAGACCACCUUCUCUCAGAUCGCCCUGGCUUUCCGCUGUGAUCAGUACACCCUGAAGCAGAGGCUGCAGGCGGAGGAGCACGCCCGCAACCUGGCCGAGGAGAACAUCCAGCUGGAGCUCAGCAGAGGCCGGGAGACCUUGGAGACACUGAAGGGCCUGUGUCUGGACAGCAAGCGGAGUAACAUCCUGCAGAGGCUGGAGCUCUCUCUGGACAUCCUGGGCGGGACUGUGGAGCGAAUCUCCAACACAGCUGAGGUCCUCGGGGCCGUGCACCAGGAGGCUCGAGUGAGUCGGGCGGUCGAGCUCAUGGUGGCUCACGUGGAGAAUCUGAGGAGGCGACAUGACAGAAACGUAGCAGAGCUGGAAGAGGCCAAGAAGACGCUCCAGCAGCAGAACAUCAUCGAUCCCAGAGCCUCGCCAGAUCCAGAGGAAGCUGACAACAGAAAGAGAAGCUCUCAGCAGAGCAGCAGCCGUCGAAGGGUCAGUAUAUCAGUCAUCACCAGCCAAACCCAGGAGAAGAGAAAGCGGGACGUGAAGAAGCGGGCAGCUCAUGGAGGGUCCUCUGGCAGGAAGUCCUGCCCGUCUCCAUCCCAGAGCUCAGAGUCCAGCUGUUCGGCCAUGGCCAAGGACGACAGCUACUCAGUGGACGACAGGCAACUUGAUCCGGAUGAAACUCCAUCAGAAGUUUCAACUGUUCAGCUUCCUCCAGACCCCUCUCCAUCCCCCAUCCCCAACCCAGAGUGUCCCCCAUCAAAACAAGUGGUCACCAGAAAAACCCAGAACAAAAACACCCCCCUGGAUACUUUGAGACAGAGACACAAGGGCAAAGCUGUGCUGUCAAAGAAGAAGUUAGACAAGGACAAAAGAAGUGCAAGUAUCUACCGGCGGAUCUCUGCGGGCACGUGUGGAUCUUUGUGGAGACACCGUCCCCUGGCUCACUGGCUGUACCGCUGUCGCUGGGUCGUCCUCUGCUUGUACCUGCUUGUGCUUUUCUGUGUCGUCACGUUGACUUACUUGUUGUGGAAGCUUCAUGAUGGAGCGUUUGAGCCGUGAUCUGUUCGACUGGAUUACACACCACGUCACCAGGACGUUGUCUGACUGUGAACAUUAGUGUGUAGACCAGCUGUUCUUUAAAGCUCUUUGUAUAUGAAUAUAUCACAUUUUGAUGUAAGA